Molecule: messenger RNA, 1533 nt
Organism: Phialemonium atrogriseum
Lineage: Eukaryota; Fungi; Ascomycota; Sordariomycetes; Cephalothecales; Cephalothecaceae
Exons: 9
Coding region: 100-1365 (421 amino acids)
Source: RefSeq, a predicted model, not a curated record
CGGCUCGCUACAAACAUAUAUCGAAGGCAUCGAUUCUCGAGACAUCAUCCACAUGCCCUCGAAAUCAAGUCCGGUGAAGCAACAAGAAGAGCAACCACCAUGAGGCUGAUAUUAUGGGCGGUAUUCGCCAUCACGGGCUUGGCCGCUCUCUCCCAGGCCCAGACUAUGCCGACCUGUGCGAGCGAUUGCCUGACCACACAUCUCAAGGAGUCAUCGUGCGAUCCCACAGACUUUGAGUGUAUAUGCGCGGAUCAAACAUUGAUGGGCGAUGUCGAGAUUUGUUCAAUGGGAACCUGUACAGUCGUUGAAGGACUCGCUGCCAGGAACGCAACGGCGACGCUUUGCAAAGAGCCAGUCCGAGACAGGAGUCUCGUUGCGCCUAUUGCGACUGCGGUAUCCGCUGCCAUCGCCCUCGCAUUUGUUCUCAUGAGGAUGUACGAGUGCUAUGUUCGGAAGGAAUACCAAUGGACCGACCUCUGCGCCGUCCUUGCCAUGGUCUCUUCCGUUCCCAUGGAUGCGUUCGAGUUUUUCAUGAUGGCCGAUGGAUUUGGCAAAGACAUCUGGACGCUGACCCCAGAACAAAUCACAAACGUCGUCAAGUACACCUGGAUCACCCAAGUUACCUACAUUCCAGCCAUCAUCCUGACGAAGGUCGCCAUAAUAUGCUUUUUCAUGCGCGUGUUCCCCGGCAGAGGAACCCAGAUGUUGUGUAUUGGCACCAUAGUCCACUGCAUGUUGUUCAUGGUUACGACUACCAUCACCGCGAUUCUCGCCUGUGUCCCAGUCCAGUAUGCCCGGUCGAACUGGGCUGGAACGGGGGAGGGCGUAUGCUACCACAACACGGCCUUCUGGUGGGCUCAUUCGGCCAUAAACAUCACCACUGAUCUGUGGAUCCUGGCGCUGCCGGUUCCACAACUUCUGAAGUUGCAGCUCGGGAAGAAGAAGAAAGUCUAUCUGAUUCUCAUGAUCAGCGUUGGUAUCAUAAUCACGGUUGUAAGCGUCGUCCGGUUUUCUGGUCUGGUCACGUAUUCUGCUACGUCAAACCCAACAUACAACAACGUCAUGGUGGCAACCUACAGUGUUAUCGAAUGCAAUGUCUCGAUCAUGUGCUGUUGUAUGCCGUGCCUGCCAGCGUUCCUCCGCCGCGUCUUCCCCGACAUGUUUGGCAGUACCGACCAAUCCGAUUACAAGGCCGGAAGCUACAACGUCGUCAAGUCUCCGUUCCAGAGCAAUGCGUUCCCGAGCAAUACGAUCCAGAAGAGCGUCACACAUUCGGUGUCUUACAUGCCCCGCGCCGGCGAUUCCGAUGUGGUUGAGCUGAUGGAUAUCGAGGAGAAAAAGCAAAAACAAUAUCAUCAGUGGUAAAAAGAGGACUCGUGACACUCAUUCGGGAUUCCGGAAAAACCUGUUCGCCUCAGUGUUUGCGGUUGCCGAACGAAGCUUCUCUUGAGUCAACAUGAGUAGUGCAGUCAAACAGGUUUCGCCUGUGUAAUAUUAUAUUUAUAGAACUCCGCGGGAUAGACUCUUUGCAAG